Heterobilharzia americana is the source of this 8995-nucleotide messenger RNA. The record is from the annotation of a GenBank genome assembly. NCBI's taxonomy places the organism in Eukaryota, Metazoa, Platyhelminthes, Trematoda, Strigeidida, Schistosomatidae.
GUUGUCUUCGGACCAUUUCUUGCGUUUGGUGGAAGCACCGUGUGAGCAAUGGUGAAGUCAGGCGAAAGGUACUGGGAAAGAUAGGCUAGUAGAUUGGUGAUGUUAUGAACCCUAGUCGGCUCAGAUGGUUUGGACAUGUGCUGCGCAUACCGAGACACCGCCUACUUCGUGUCAUGCUGAGGGAGGUUGGAUUAGGUUGAAAGAGGAUUCAGAUGGGCUAGACCAAGACCUGGCACCAGUCGAUGAAGUUUCUUAUUGUUGAUCUGAGUCGUGUAAGGAGAUGUAUGCCAUGUGACUGGCUGGGUUGCCCGAGACGAUAGGAAUCAGGGGUUGAAGACUCUCAGUGACAUGGCUGAAAAUUGGUGACAAUGGCUCAGAUGUACUCAUCACUUGACAUCUUAUAAGCUUGAAUAUUUGCAUUAACCUUUAUCUUCAGAUUGCUUAUGCUCUUACACUACUUUAUCUUCUUUGAUAUCAGUCGUUUCCUAUCCAUCUGUUAUUUGUAUGCUACUGUGGAGUGUGGCGAUCUGAGCAGAUGCACCUGUGUGCUAGGUUCUACGUUGAUUUUGUCAGUCAGUCAGAUAUCUAUCAAGACUCCAUCUUAAUUUUUAUGUGACACCUGGAAAAUGAAGAUUUGUGUAAGUUCCUAGCUACUGUUGUAUGAGUGUUUAUCAGCUUCAUGUGUUAAUUUGUGCUCUAUACUCAUCAAAAAUCAUUCAAAUUCUCUGAGUAUCAAAUAUAUAUUUUGCUGUAGUUUAUUUGAUAAUGCCUGAAAGAUCUAUCAUACUUAUUCUACUAAUUUUUUAAAAUUUUUAUGUAGGUGCCCUUAUGCUCAUCGCAAUGCUGGAGAUACCGAGCGACGUUAUCAUCCGCGAUAUUUCAAAACAGGAAACUGUAUUUACGAAACAAUGGAAAAUGGAGCAUGUGUUAAAAAUGGUCUCCAUUGUGCAUUUGCGCACGGUCCUGAUGAUAUCCGUCUACCUGUUUAUGACAUACGCGAAGUUCAGGAUGCUUCUUCGAAAUUUACUAUUAAUCUACCAGCUAGUUUAGAGAAGGAACGAGUGUUGAGUGAAGAUCCAAAGUGGAAUGAAAUGUUCCAUGUGCUUGCUUGCUAUAAGACAGAAUUGUGCAAAAAGCCACCGCGAAUGUGUCGCCAGGGUUAUUCAUGCCCCUUCUAUCACAAUGGAAAAGAUAAACGAAGAGCUCCAGACAAAUUCUUGUACCGUAGUACUCCUUGUCCUACUGUCCGCCCUGGCGAUGAAUGGCAGGAUAGUAAUCUUUGCGAUACUGGCGAUGCAUGUGUCUACUGUCAUACGCGAACUGAACAACAAUUUCAUCCUGAGAUAUAUAAAUCAACAAAAUGCAACGAUGUAUUAAAUUCUGGUUAUUGCCCUCGUGGUCCGUUUUGCGCUUUUGCACACUGUGAUACAGAAAUGACAAUUGGUCGAGAUUUCUCUGCAAAUGUACAACAAGAACACCAGUGUGCUAGUAGUUGUGGAUUACAGUCUAGUCUUAAUAUGGAGUUGAAUAGUUUAUCAUCCAAUAGUCUCAUAUUAUCUAGUUCAACGGCGAUGGCGGCAGCACCAACGACACCAACUACAGCAAUGGCCACUUCUGUUCCCUGUCGUCAUAUCCCAUCUGCUGCUUUAGGAGUUUCUCAUGGUGGAAGUAGUAGUUGCCAAAACCAACAGUAUUCUCUUCAUUCUCCUAAUCAGCAUCAUCAUCAUUCAACACCAAGCACUGUUAGUAGUAGUAAUUCACGUAUUUUAGGCACUAGUAAUAAUAAUAAUAAUAAUAGUAAUAGUUUACCACCAAAUUUAAUGUCUAAUUUACAUACAAAUUUUUCCAAUAUGACACCUAUGCUACUACCAUCCGCACAACAACAGCAACAAAUAGCACAACGUACACUAUCUAGUCAUCAACAACAACAACACUUGAUGAAUUUUCCUUCUCCUGUGGAAUUUAAUAAAUCAAUUACUGCCAGCGAACACUCUGGAAGAUGUUCCCAUUUAACAAAUUCUUUAAUGUCAAAUGUAAUAUCACCUCUCAGUUCCGUUGCAAAUCAUUCGAGUAGUCGUGGUCGACGUGUGGCUCGUUGUACAUCUCCGCGUACAACAUGUAUCUGGCCAUCAUUUAACCUAGUAUCGACUCCCACCACAGAUCGACAGCACUUUACUCAGCUGCCAGGUCCAUCAAAUGCAGACGUUCGAACUGGAAUAUGUCCUCAGCUAGGUGUGUUAUCACCCAACUCGGUCAGCUCGACGUGUUCUCCGAACCAGAAUACUCAGUUUUCACACUCACGAAAUCGCCCCAUACCUGGCCAGUUUCAUAAUGUUCUCGCCCAUCCUUUGGCAACAACUACUUAUGCACGAGAUAAAGGCCGCCAUCGAAGUGGUAGUUCUAUGUCCUCUGAAAUUGGUCAGUAUUCUAUGAAUAGUGUUAGAGAAUUAACUUCUCCUUCAGCUUAUUUGGACUCAACAUCAACUUAUCCUGGUCGUUGUGGUUCCUAUAGUGGUUGUGUGGGUAAUUUGAAUAGAACUGUUGCUUCAUCUGCGGUUACAGGUGGUAGUUUUUCUGUAUCCAAUCAAAAACAAACUAUGCACAGUGUUACUUCGAAACCUGUACUGUUAGGACAACUUUCUGGAAUAUAUCAGAAUGUGACAUCUCUUAAACCCAAUUUACUAUGGGACAAUUUCGAAUCUGAAUCCAACAAUGCCGAACAACACUUCUCAUCCAAUUGGCCAUGGUCAUCAGUGAACACAGGCGCUUGUACCAAUAUUAGUGGAGGAAUCAGUGAGAUGGAGAAUGAUUUCAAUAGCUUUUUGGAUAAUUGUCAAAUGCCUCUUGGUAUUGCUAAUUCCUCGUCUAUUGGUAUUUGUGAUGAUACUAGUCGUGAUAGUGGUUUGGUCCUCGAUAUGACAUUGCCUCCAACAUCACCGCUUGAACAAAGUUCUAGUGGAUUUCUAGGUAGCAAUCUAGAGGCGGAUUUAUUAUCUCAGCUUACACAGUCAGCAUCACAACAUCGUGUUUCAGCCUCUGGUCUUUUUGAUGAUAUUCAUUCAGCGUGUUCACGAUUUUCUCAAGAUGUUGUUUUUCAUUCACCAUCAGAUGAUGGCUUCCUUUCGACGCAUUCUGCUUCAGAGGAACAAGAUCCUAAUCAUGCAUUACUAGUUACUGUCAAUACUAGUAUUGAUUGUUCUUCAUUGCCAAAUUCUUAUGGAUCGAAUCCAGUGAAUAUACCGGGUAAAGGCAAUGCUAAAGAUGUAAAGAGCAUGCAAAUGUAUUCAUUCUUAGAUUCUAUCACUUCACGAUCAGGUAUUUUGUCUAGGCAUGAUCCAUUACAGCAGCCAAUUGGUCAUUUACACCAACCUGGUGGUAUUAUUCAAUCUGGUCAGCUGACGAAAUCUCAGUGUAAUAAAGGUUGGCCUUCAAGUUUUGCUGAUGAAAUCGGCCAUCGACACAGUUCACCUAUGUCAUCUCCAGUAUCAAUAAAUAAUGCCAAUUCUAGUAGAUAUGCAUCAAUUGUUGGUGGUGCAUCACUUGGACGUGUAAGUCAAGCAAUAGGUGUAGAUUUGAAUACAUCAGGGCUAGCAAGUAGUGCCAGUAGUGGUUCUACCGGUGCCGCUGUAUUCGGUGCUAUUGGUUCCCGUGUUCUUCAUUCAAUGACAACCGAAACUGCAGGUCCAUCUGACAGCAGUCAACCAGUUAGGCCACAAGAAUGCUCAGAAUGCUUGACUCAAAUUAGUGCUGAUACUAUGUCGUCAACUUCAUCUCCUAUUCAACUAGACUCUGGUACAGCUGGAACAAGCUCUAGGAUUUUCUCUUCUCAUUCAAGAAAUGAGAAUUUUUCAAAUUUACCACAGUCACCUAUUCUCCUUUCGUCACCAUUUAGUAAUCCAGGUUGUGAUCUGGAGCGUUUAACAUUACGCCGUGAAUUAGAUGAAAUUCGACAACGUUUGGAUUCUAAGGAAGGUGAAGUAGAAGUUUUAAAAAAGCAAAGAGAUUUUGUUACAGAGCAUUUACGUGAUUCGCUUGGUGUUAUUCGUCAACUGUUUCAUUCAUUAAAUAUGUCAUCUACUGCUUCUACUGACUUGUUCAAACCAUUAUUUGUCGAUACUGAGACUAAUUUGAGCAGUGAUCAAAGCACUGGUUGUUAUGCUCAAAGUUUAUCAUCAGAAUCGAAUCCAUGCGAUAUAUUUAAAACAUGUAUGCAAGCCUCGCCUGCAACAAAUCUUAGUCCAACUGGUCCAGUUGAUUCACUCGGCCGAAAUCAACUGCAACAACAGCAACAAGAAGCUUUGGCAGCGUUGUUUGCUAAUCCGCUUGUAUCCGCACUUUUAACUACACAAACUGAUGUCAGUGCAACAGACAAUUCAAAAAUGAAGUCCGAUAUGCAGGUGCCUAAUUGGAAUCCAUUAGAUAAUCAUAAUAUAACUGAAAUUCAGUCAUCUGAAUAUAGAUCGAAACACGCAAUGAAUAAUCCUUCUUUCCCGUCUACUAUUAAUACUACUACUGCUACUGGUGGUGCACAUUGUAACUCUGAUAAUGAUGAUGAUGAUGAUGAUGAUGAUGAUUUAUUCUCUGCAUCAGGUUUACUAUCAUUGUCUAAUCAAGAAUCGUGUGAUUUAGAAGGAGAAGAAGGAACGGUCGAUAGUAGUAAUAAUGAAUUCAUACCACCUUCUCACGAUACGACAAGUGGUAAUCCUGCUUCGAUUACAACUGAAACUGCUUCUGCUGCUGCUGCUGCUGCUAAUACUCCGAUGCUACACAAUUUAUGCAUUGAUAAUUGUCGGGACAGUAAAAUGAGCAUCAUAAUGAUGAUGAGGACGAUGGCGAGAACAAGGCCAGUUCACAUUCAUCGUUGUGUAAUAAAUAUCCUGUUGAUGGGAAACAACAAUCUUUGUAGUUCGACAGAUAUAUACGGUGAACACUUUUCAUUUGAACCCUAUUUCGUUAGAAUUUAUUUUCUCAACCAAGAAACAAACAAACAAGUAUGGUGUGUUUUAUGAGCAGCCGGUAAAGGAAAAGCAUUCAAAAAUAAUAAAUCAGAUUUACUUAUUUCAUGUUUCUUAAUUUUAUCCUAGUUAAAUAUUCUAUUCAUACUACAACAACUACUACUAUUACUACUAAUGUUAUCUUCAUUAUCAUGAUUAUUCCUAUUUGAUAUUGUUUAGGCGUCCAACUGGCGUAUAGAGAUCGUGUUUAAUAAUUUAAUCAAUUAAUUUCCUCUUAUCUCCACAGGUUUUUGUCAUCGAUAUUGUUAUCUAUUACAUUAUCAUAGUUUGUCUCAAAUUGUGUAAGAGACGACCAACCAAGCUACAAGAGAAGCUUUCAAAGGUUAUUUUUCUCCUUGUUUUUGUAGUCGGCCUGUUUUUCUCUCCAUAAUUAUUUUCCAUCAAUCUCUGUGUUUUUAGCAUUGUUGAUUUUUGUUUUACUCUCUUGCUGCUGCUGCUGUUGCUAAUACUACCAUUACCAUUGGCGCUACUACGAACACAGCCUCUGCUGCUAGUAUCUUUACCCAUCGUCAAUGUUUCUCUCUAGAUUGUUAUUAUUAUUACUAUCAUCAUCGUCAUCACCAUCAUUGUUUCACAUUGAAAUCGACACUCUUCCUACAUAUGCCUGAUACACUACAAUACAAGAGAGACUGAUUUUGCUAUGUCGAUGUUAGAUGUGUGUGUGUGUGUGUAUAUAGAUACCAGUUUCGAUGGUUGGUUGUUUUCUUGAGAUACGCUUUCAAAGGGGAUGAGAUUUAUCUUACAAGAAUAUUUCAAACAGUAACACUAGAAAAUAAGACAGAUUGGCAGUGAUAAUAGUAACAAUUAGUAGUAGUAGUAGUAUCAUUACUAUGCAUGUUUCCACCUAUUUCAUAUAUGAGUAAUGCUUAGUUCUUUUAAAAAACAAACAGUAUCUCUCGGUUACACACCUAUCCAGAACACAUUUGAUGUAUCUUGUUGUUAGCGCCAAAAAAUGUUAGAUCAUUGUUAUUCUUAUUUAUAAUUAUUCUUACUAUUCUUAUUCCAUACACACACGCGCACGCACGCAUACACACUGUAGAGAGUUGCGUAAACACAAGUUAUGCCUACUGACAUGAAGAAUUUUUUUAGGAUAGUAUUAUUCAUGUGCAUAUGGCUACAUUAUUAUUCCUUCUUAUUUUCACUAAGUUUUCUUUUUUUUCAAUUGAAAUCUAGCCGUUUUCAGUUUGAGGUUCUGAUUACCUUCCUCCCCCUCCCCCGGCCAACCCACCCUCCUCAGCUGCUUAUUAUUUAGUCAAUAACCAAGUCUAGUUGUUUUUCCAAGACUUAGAAUGUUUUUUUUCGUUUUAUUUUACUUACUAGUGAGGAUAUAUAUUUGUGCACUUAAUGGCUCUUACUAAUUUCUCUAGCACUUAUAGAGGGGAAUUUUAACUCUUUCCCUGUUGGCAUAACUGUUGUUUAUGAUGAUGAUUAUAUUGCUUUCGCUUUUUACCCCCGAAUAUUUCCGCUUCUUUCAUAUCUUUAGUAGUAAGGAUUCAUGUAUGGGUUUUUAUUUAUUUAUAUUUAUCAUUUAGAUCAAAAUUUUAUCCUGUUGUUCAUUUCGUCUCGACUUUAUUAUAUGACGCAAUUGCGCGCGCAGACACGCACAUAUUCUCAUAUAUUUAUUUGUAUCAAAUCCUCAUCAUUACUCAUAAGUAGUAGUCUUUCAUUGAAUAAUUUGUCAUCAAUAUUGUUUAUUACUUCGUUUGUAUGUUUUAUCCCAUUGAUAGCUUUUUCUUUGCAUACUCACUAUAUCUCUAUCUCCGUCUGUGGGCUAUUUGUAAUGCUUAUUCGUCUAUCUGCAUAUGUGUGUGGUCAGUGUUCUCCAAUCUGAUUGUCUUAUACUAUACGUUGAUAUACUUUCUUUUCACUCAGGUAAUCAGUUUCAUAUAACGAUUAGUUUUUUAAUAGUUCUUCCUUGUUCUAUCUAACCCUCUUAAUGAUUUUUGUUGUUGAUUUUCUUGUCACAUUUGUUGGCACACUUUCGAUUCGUAUCAUUUAUGACUACGACUAUUUCUGAGUAUUCGUUUAUAUUUUGGUACUUUGUUCAUUGAUUAGUAUUAAGUGUAGGCAUAUUGUGUUAGCCAGAUUUUCUUCUAUUUUGUUUUCCAUAUGUUAAUUGUUGUAUGCUUCUUCGUAUGCAAUUUAAUUUUCAAUUUAUCCUAUGAUGUAAAAAUUGGAGAACAAAAAUCAUUUGUUGAUUUCUCAGCCAUAAAUUAUUUGAAUGAAUCUAAUAUAACAACAUUGUUAUCACUAUUCACAAAGAGAGCAGACAAUUCAAUGUAUUGUGGAGAGUAUAACCAUAAGGACUAAACAUGUAUACUCUUUUUAUUUUGUCCUACUCGAAUUUUCACCCUUCAGUCAUCAUUACCAUUGAUGUUGUUAUUUGUGACUAAUCUGUUUGUGUGUGUGUGUGUGUGUAUUCGUGAAGGCUUUUUAUACUAUUUUUACAUCCUAUUUUGAUCAUAUCAUUCAUUUAUUCAUUCAUGAGGUAUACACACGCGUAGCAUAAUUUAUGCCUUUCAAGUUUUCUCUAUUGCAAUAAAUAACAGCGAUGUUGGCGUACUACUCUUCUUCGUCUUUACUAACACCUGAUUUUCACUUGUCAUUUAUCCCAUUGAAUGUAUGUUGACUAAUCUAGUUAUUGUUUGAUUACUUUUUGUGUGUGUGCGCGCCUGUAUUUCCAUUUCAAUUUGUUUUUCAAAAGAUUACAACAGUUUUUAUCAUUUAUUCUGCGACCAUUACUAAGUAUUAUUGUAUGCAACAGCGAAAAAUGUAUGUUCCUUUGCAUCUUGUGUACGCAUUCAUCUAGUUCAGUUUGUGGUACCAAGUAGGAGGAUUAUAAGGAUAGAUUAAAACGACAUAAUCUGUUCAUCUGAUGAGAAAAAAGUUUUUUUCCUUUCGCUCGUUCUUGUUGUUUUUUUUUCCAAAAAAAUUAUUGUACACUUUAUUUCGAUUUCUUUCUGUGUACGUAAAUAAACACACCUGUGUUUAGUCAGUUGUUUUUUUUGUUUUUGCAAACAUUAUUAUUAUUAUUAUUACAACUAGGCUUCUGAUUGUAUGUACUUUCGUCCUACUGUUGUUGGUGUUGUUGUCGGUCUCAUUGCAUAUACCUGGUGUUUAUGAUUUUAAUUUAUCUUCUGCAUACUUUAACUUUCAUCAUCUGAUGAGAACAUGUAAAGGUCGGAAGCAUAUAUGAAUACAUACACACUAUCUGUCAAAAUAGACAAAAAUCGUCUGCUUAAAACAUACAUAGUUUUUUUUCAUCUUAUUUCUUAUCUUUUCUUGUCUUGGGUCACUAUUUUGUUUCCUCUUAGAGAUGAUUAUAAACUAUUAUUGAAUUGCCUGAUAUCCAUACAGACUUGUUCUUAUACUAUUAUCAUCAACAUCGCCUUUUAUAUUUAUAUAACUGCUCUCCUCCUUGCCUAUUAUUGAAUAAUCGUUUGUUGUUGUCUAUCAAAACAAGAGGUUGACACCACAACAGCAAAGUUAACUAUGACUUAUGGAUACCACUUUAUUCAGUACUGAGCAAAACCAAAGCACACUGUUGUUGUUGUUGUUGUAUUGAUGUUAAUUCAUGGAUUUUUCUCUCACUUCAUUAAUGUUUUAUCAUUGCGGUGUAAUAUGUGUGUCUGUCUGUAGAUCUAUGUUCGCUAUGGUGCAAGUAGUCAAACGCAUUGCAUAGAGACACACAGAUACACAUAUGUAGACGUGAAAAGAUUGCAAACGAUAAUUACUAUUACAUAACAGUCUUUGUAUUCCUCACAUGCACACACAUACACACAUGGACAUACUGAUACUACUACUAUUAUUAUUGUUGUUACUUAUUGCAUAGCAUCAUUUAUAUUCUCUAAUCAGAAAUGAAAAAGUUUAUUCUAGAUGGUAUUACUGAUAUCAACUCCAACUUAUUUUCUUUAAUAGGAUUUUUUCCAUUAUUACAUUCUGUCAUUAGACAUUUGAAAACAAAAACAGAAUCACCACUG